Messenger RNA from Staurois parvus, 2401 nucleotides. The record is from the annotation of a GenBank genome assembly. NCBI's taxonomy places the organism in Eukaryota, Metazoa, Chordata, Amphibia, Anura, Ranidae.
UAGACCAGAGAUGACUUUCUUGGUCAAGUGGAUAUUCCUCUUUACCAGUUGCCGACAGAAAAUCCCCGGUUGGAGCGACCAUAUACAUUUAAAGACUUUAUUCUUCAUCCCCGAAGUCAUAAAUCUAAAGUCAAGGGAAAUCUUAGGUUAAAAAUGAGUUACUUACCGAAAAGCAGUGGAUCAGAGGAAGAAAAUACAGAGCAAGGCGAAGAGCUGGAGCCCGGCUGGAUUAUCUUGGACCAACCAGAUGUUCUUUGCCAGCCACAACAGCAAGAUUCUCCACUACCUCCAGGUUGGGAAGAGAGACAAGAUAUCCUUGGUAGAACGUAUUAUGUCAGCCAUCAAUUUAAAAGAACACAGUGGAAAAGACCUACUAUUCAGGAUGGCACUGCUGGUCCAGAAAGCGGGAACGUGCAGUUGGAAGCACAACGUGCAUUUAAAACUCGAAGGCAAAUCUCUGAGGAAACAGAAGGUCCAGAAGCAAGAGAUUCUCCAGAGAGUUGGGAAAUUAUAACCGAGGAUGAUUCCACUGUAUACAGCAACCACAGUACUCAACCACACUCAUUAUCUAGCAGUGACCUCCAAACACAAGUUACUGAUGAGCUCAAUGCAAGGCUUCACAUAUCUGGGAAUACUGCCAGUGGCAGGCAGAGCUCAAGCAUUGUGAAUUCCAGCAGAAGAGGGAGCUUGCAAUCUUAUACACAGGAAGAACUACCUACGUUACCAGUUUUAUUGCCUACCUCCUGUGGAUUACCCCCUGGUUGGGAGGAAAAACAAGAUGAGAAAGGAAGGUCAUAUUACAUAGAUCACAACACAAGAACAAACUACGUGGGAGAGGCCUGCAGUACAGGUACCAGUGGAAAUGGCACAGGCACCCUCCGUACAGAGUAUCACCACCAGUCGUCAGGUUCAAAUACCAGCAAACGAAUCUUCAAAACUGUCAGUGGACCGGGAUCAGGGCUUCCUCCCCAAAGGCUGGGAAAUGCGGCACGCACCAAAUGGAAGACCUUUCUUCAUAAAUCAUGUCACUAAAACUACUACAUGGGACGAUCCAAGGUUGAGAAUUCCAGUUCAGCUAAGGCCAAAGCCACCACCCACUGAUCUCUUAGACCUGGGACCACUACCACCUGGCUGGGAAGAGCGAACACAUACAGAUGGCAGAGUCUUUUAUAUUGACCACAACACAAAGAAAACACAGUGGGAAGAUCCACGAUUACAGACUGCAGCAAUAGCUGGGCCAGCUGUGCCUUAUUCACGGGAUUACAAAAGAAAAUAUGAAUAUUUCCGGAAAAAGUUAAAGAAGCAGCUUGAUAUUCCUAAUAGGUUUGAAAUGAAGUUGCGUCGUACAGCCAUAUUUGAAGACUCCUACAGGAGGAUAAUAGCAGUGAAAAGGCCUGAGUUCCUUAAAGCACGACUCUGGAUUGAAUUCGACAAUGAGAAAGGCUUGGAUUAUGGAGGAGUUGCUAGAGAAUGGUUCUUCCUAAUUUCCAAAGAAAUGUUCAAUCCUUAUUAUGGCCUCUUUGAAUAUUCAGCAACUGAUAAUUAUACAUUGCAGAUAAAUCCAAACUCUGGCCUGUGCAAUGAAGACCAUCUUUCCUAUUUCAAAUUUAUUGGCCGUGUGGCUGGGAUGGCAGUCUAUCAUGGAAAGCUGCUAGAUGGGUUCUUCAUCCGACCAUUUUAUAAAAUGAUGCUUCAGAAGGCAAUAACACUGACGGACAUGGAAUCUGUGGACAGCGAGUAUCACAAUUCUCUCCAGUGGAUACUAGAAAAUGACCCCACUGAAUUAGACCUACGGUUCACUGUAGAUGAGGAACUUUUUGGACAGACUCAUCAACAUGAUCUUAAGCCUGGUGGAGCCGAGAUUGUAGUCACCAACAAAAACAAGAGAGAAUAUAUACAUUUGGUCAUCCAGUGGAGAUUCGUGAACAGGGUGCAGAAGCAGAUGAGUUCCUUUAAAGAGGGCUUUUUUGAACUGAUUCCCCAGGAUCUCAUUAAAAUAUUUGAUGAGAAUGAAUUGGAGCUCCUCAUGUGUGGAUUGGGAGAUGUGGAUGUCAACAAUUGGAGAGAAAAUACAAAGUAUAAGAACGCUUACUCUCCUGGACAUCAAGUUAUACAGUGGUUUUGGAAGGCAGUGCUAAUGAUGGAUGCUGAGAAGAGAAUUCGAUUGCUUCAGUUUGUCACUGGUACCUCCAGGGUACCUAUGAAUGGAUUUGCUGAGCUUUAUGGCUCAAAUGGACCACAGUUGUUUACAGUUGAAAAAUGGGGCUCCCCAGAAAAGCUUCCCAGAGCACACACAUGCUUUAACCGGUUGGAUUUACCUCCGUAUGAGACUUUUGAAGACUUGUGGGAUAAGUUACACAUAGCAAUUGAAAAUACUCAAGGUUUCGAUGGGGUGGAUUGA